Fusarium sp. VM40 is the source of this 495-nucleotide messenger RNA. Lineage: Eukaryota; Fungi; Ascomycota; Sordariomycetes; Hypocreales; Nectriaceae. The record is from the annotation of a GenBank genome assembly.
AUGGCUCAAAAAGCGAAGAAGGACCGCGCCAAGUCUAACGCCGUGGCGCUCAACAACCUUCACAUCGGAUCACUCAUUAUAAAUGCCCUCUUCAUCCUCGCCCACUUCCUCUUCCGCACUCGCUCCAUCUGGCUCUACGGGUUCCUUUCAGCACCCGCGUUUAUCUGCGAGUAUGUUCUCGAGUACUCCGGUCGCCCCAAGUACGACCCGAGCACCCGCGCACUGCGCACCUCUGGCGAGGAUCUGUCCUCUCCUGGUCUGACUGAGUACAUGUUCGACGUCAUAUGGGUCACCUGGGCUACAGUGAUUAUGGUUAUUUUCUUUGGCAACAAGGCAUGGUUCUUUUGGCUCGUCCUCCCUGCAUAUGGCGUGUAUCUGGGCAGUGGUUUGCUCGGUAUGGGAAAGCAGAAAAUGGCCGAGUUCCAAGGAGCUGGUGAUGGCGCCGGUGCUGGUGCAGCCCCCCCAGGUAAUCGCAGGGCGCGCCGGGCUGCUUAA